UGUUUCUAUUACCUCUGCUCUAUAACACGAGAGCAGCUUCACACCAUGUUUGUUCUGGGUCUGUUCACAUGUAUCGUGCUGAGUGCAUUCAGUGCUCAGGCAAAAGUGGUCCUGAGCUUUGAUGAGUGUAAAGGGUUCUUCUACAAAGACAAAGAACCAGAAGGACUGGAUCAGAAUGCCAAGAAAAUCUGUCAGAUGCUUGAUUAUGAUAACUACUAUUACGCUUCACUGUACUCCGUUCAUCACAGGAUCCCUCUCUACAGCGCCUACACAUUUGACCCUGACUGCUCAAACACUGCUGGAAGAACAGAAAACUGGCACAUCGAGCCACAGAUUUCCCAACCUGAAUCCCGAACUGAUCAUAUGGUCAAUGAGAGGGACUCUGAUAAAAACAUUAUUAAAAAAUAUCAAGCCAUCAGCAGCGACUACAGCAACUCUGGAUAUGAUCGUGGACUCCUGAACCCCAACAGCUUUCAUUGUGAAGAAGGUCGUAAAGCAACUUUCACACUGACCAAUGUUGCACCUAUAGAUGCAGGCUUUAACCGUAUCCACUGGAAGAACUGGGAGAAUGCGCUGAGGAGUUUCUUAAGAAGCAAGCUUGACAGUGAUGGUGGUUCUGCAGCAGUCUACACUGUCACAGGUACAGUACCUGGUGACGAUGCACAGAUACCACAGCGGGGAACCUCUGAAGACCCAGAAAGAGUGACGGUGCCCUCUCACAUCUGGACAGCCGUCUGUUAUAAACACCAACUUAAUGACUCAAAGUCAUUUUCCUUCGGUUAUAUUGGGAAAAACCAGCCGGAAGGUGACAUAAGCCUGAUGAGCAUCUCAGACCUGGAUGAUCAACUCAGCAGACUCUAUAGUAAGCUGUUAAAAACUCCUCAGUUAAUUAGGAUGUUUGUUGAUAAUUGUUUUGAUGACAGUAAAAAAUUAAAUGAAAUUAAGGGUGUAUUUGACAAACUAAUAAAUCUGCCAGCGAACCAAGGAGACCAGAUGGCCACAAAAGUGCAGAGCAUGUCUCACACACUGAAAAGGGUAGUCAGAGGUUCCUGGUACCCAUAUUUAACAGUUAGUGGGUCCCGGUGCAGGUCUGAUCACCGCUGUGGCAAACAUGGUGAGAAUUACUACUGGUGCUGGACCGAUUAUGGCUGGGACUACUGCAGCCCUCCACUGGUGGGAAGUAGAGCUAAAAAUGGGCAGUACUGCCAAAGCAACUACACCUGUGGCACAUAUGGUUAUGGAUAUAAGUGGUGCUACACAGACGAUGGCAGUAAUGACAUGUGCUGUACUUCUGAUAGCUGCCACUCAGCUGUGAAUGACAAGACCUGCUGGAAUUAUCACCCCUGUGGAUACCAUGGCUAUGAUUACCUGUGGUGCUAUACUGAUGAUAAAGCCAACUGGGAAUACUGUUGCAAAGACUGUGGUCAGUAGGCUUACAGUAUUACUUUGCCGAGUUGAUUGUGUACUUGGAGCACUUACUAACCUAGAAACAAAAAAUACUAUAAUACAAACAACAAGUUAAAACCCUCUGUUGAAGGAUCCAAGAAUUCUUCAUAGCAACCCGUGUGUGUUGCUAAAAAAGAGGAACCAUAUAUUUGUGUUGUGUUUUAGUUUCUUUCUUUUAUAUUCAUUCAUUCAGCCAUUCAUUUAUAAUCAUUUAUCAUUUAUUUAAUUAUUCCAUUUAAUCAUAUAAUCAUUUAUAUCAACCAUUUAAGCCAUUUAUGUACUCAUUUGAUUGAUUCAUUGAUUAACAGUCUUAUUUUCUUAUUUUUUUCCAUUGUUGUUUAAUGUUAAUUGUGUGGUUUCAAAGAUUUCAAAUUUGUCAUAACGAGUAAAUGAGAGAAUGUCUGUUUGUGAAACAGUACUUUUCCAUUGCUAUUGCUUGUACUAUAAUAAAACGUGCUGGAUUUGUGAUGGCCAGAAAACGUCUGAGCAUUGAAACAUACGCAACUAAGAUUAUUCAAUAAACUCUUC
This is a messenger RNA of Labeo rohita (rohu), 1974 nucleotides long. RefSeq names its product endonuclease domain-containing 1 protein-like. The coding region runs from base 46 to 1431 and encodes 461 amino acids. Gene Ontology annotation, molecular function: nucleic acid binding; hydrolase activity; metal ion binding. The transcript has 2 exons. Lineage: Eukaryota; Metazoa; Chordata; Actinopteri; Cypriniformes; Cyprinidae. The record is from RefSeq and is a predicted model, not a curated record.